AUGGACCAGGUGGACCUGAGGAUCGUGCUGAUGGGGAAGGCUGGUGCUGGGAAGAGUGCAACAGGAAACACCAUCCUGGGAGGAAAUUAUGUAUUUAAAACAAAACGAUCUUUAAGCUCUGUAACAGAACACAGUGAACGUGCAGAAGCUGUAAUAGACGGAACCCGUGUACAUGUGGUUGAUACACCAGGAUUCUUUGACACAGAAAUGCCACAAGAUGAGUUAGCGGAGGAGUUGGGCAGGAGCGUUUAUCUCUCACAAUCAGGAGUUCAUGCUUUCAUUCUGGUUUUCAGGUUUGAUCGAUUUACAGAACAGGAAGUAGAAAUAAUUAAGAGGUUACAGGAGGUUUUUGGUGAGCAGGUUAUAAAUCAAGUGGUCAUUUUGUUUACUCAUGCUGAGGGUGUAAGAGAGGAAGAAAUAAUUCAAGAAAGAAGCAGGAAUGAACAUCUCAGAAGAGUUUUAAAUCUGUGUGGAGGAAGAUUUCACCUCUUUAAUAAUGCAGAACCACAGAACAGACAGCAGGUUACUGAACUUCUGCAGAAGAUAGACAGGAUGGUGCAGCAGAAUGAAGGAUUUUACACUAAUGGAGUGUUUGAGGUAGCACAGCGCUCAACCUGGGAGGAAUUCUGGAGGAAAUUCAAAACAAUGUUUUACAUUGGAGCUGGUGUUCUAGCAGUAACAGCAGCAGUAGUGGGAUAUGUGGUACUAAAAAACAGUGAGAAACUAAUUGAGGGACUGAUGACACUAUGGAUCAGGGGAAUGAUUAGGGUGGAAUCUGAUUUGACGUGGGAAGUGGUUUCUAAUAGUGAUUUACCAGCAGUGGUUGCAGCAGUAGCUUUAGCAGGGGUAGCAGCCAGUGGUACAACCAGGAUGUUAUAGAUGCUUCAA
Molecule: messenger RNA, 888 nt
Organism: Trichomycterus rosablanca
Lineage: Eukaryota; Metazoa; Chordata; Actinopteri; Siluriformes; Trichomycteridae
Product: GTPase IMAP family member 9-like
Exons: 1
Coding region: 1-879 (292 amino acids)
Molecular function (GO): GTP binding
Source: RefSeq, a predicted model, not a curated record